UGACGACAUUGGAGCCGGCGGAAGAUCCCACCUUCCCAGGAUAAGAUGGCGCCAUUGACCAGGAAGUACGGAGAACAACAGUGCUGAAAGUACACGGUCGGAGCUGCGCCCUGACAAUAGCAGAAUCGAAAAUUUGUCAAACACAACACUCCAGACGUAGAGGGGAAUCCUGUGACAAACUGGAGACAAGAUGCCGUGUUUAGCGGAACGGUAGCGCAGCUCAUCGGGAGACUGAAAAGUGGUCUGAAACCAUUUCACUCUAAAGACAGAUAACGGUUUUUAUUCUGGUCUCCAGCGUUUAGGGAACCAAUCAUGUCAGGCAACAGACAUUUCAACGUCCAUGAAGUGAGCUGCUGCAUAAAAUACUUCAUAUUUGGAUUCAAUAUAAUAUUUUGGCUCCUGGGAGUUGCCUUCCUGGGCAUUGGGCUCUGGGCAUGGAAUGAAAAGGGAGUGCUGUCCAACAUUUCCUCCAUCACUGACUUGGGAGGCUUCGACCCAGUGUGGCUUUUCUUGGUGGUGGGAGGUGUGAUGUUUAUCCUCGGAUUUGCUGGCUGUAUUGGAGCACUGCGGGAGAACUCUUUCCUUCUCAAAUUUUUUUCCGUGUUCCUGGGGAUCAUAUUUUUCCUGGAGCUAACUGCCGGUGUGCUGGCAUUCGUCUUUAAAGACUGGAUCAAGGACCAGCUCAAGUUCUUCAUCAACAACAACAUCCGAGCCUACCGGGACGACAUUGACCUGCAGAACCUCAUUGACUUCACCCAAGAAUAUUGGGAGUGUUGUGGAGCCUACGGCCCUAAAGACUGGGAUCUGAACAUCUACUUCAACUGCACAGACACCAACCUGAGCCGGGAAAAGUGCGGGGUGCCAUUCUCCUGCUGCACCAAGGACCCUGCUGAGGAUGUGAUCAACACUCAAUGUGGUUACGACAUACGCGCCAAACCCGACUUGGAGCAGAGGACAUUCAUCAACACUAAAGGCUGCGUCCCUCAGUUUGAGAAGUGGCUCCAGGAGAAUCUAACCGUGGUGGCUGGCAUCUUCAUAGGCAUCGCCCUACUUCAGAUAUUUGGAAUUUGUUUGGCACAGAAUCUCCUGAGUGACAUUGAGGCUGUUAGGGAAAGCUGCCUGUUCACCUAGCAGUGGAGCCCAGGGGGCCAGGGCUGAAGCUCCACACACACACACACACACACACACACACCCCUCGUCUCAUUUUCUAUAGACUGGAACUCACCCAUCCACACGCACACUCACACUCACACUCACACAGAGAGGGGGUGAAGCCGCAGCGCAUCAGGCCCUCUGCAGGCCGGCUACUGCUACUGCACAUCUGCUACACGUUGGAGUACAGGAUGCAGCACUUUAUAUCGGAAACAUAUAGACGGAAGAAAAAAACAACUGAUACUUUGUACGUAUGUUUGUUUGUCCAAUUAUACGCACUGAAUGACAUUGCAUAGCAAGAGGAUAAUCUGUGUCUGUGAUUUUAACUUGUGGAUCAUAGAGGAGCAGUAUGGCUUUCUGAAUGACCCUUUCUUAUACAGGCACAGUCUUUUUCAGUAAGUUAUUUUAUAAACUUUAUGGUGGUGUCAGACGCUACGAUGGAUUGUUUGGGGUGGGUGAGUUGAUGAGACGCACUGCAUGCCUUUUGUUAUGACUUUGUUAAAUCCAUGGUGGCUACAAUCCAUUUGUGUUUUGGGUAGGGGGAUACCAAGCCUUUGUUUUGGAUGUUUUUUUUUAGAACGCUUUUGUUUCCUUGUUCUUCCAAGAUCACUCUCUGACAGAACAUGUUUUUUUUCUGAAUAUAUUGUGGAAGUAGUGAAAAGCAAACUUCUAUCUCUUGGUGCAAUGUUGAAGUUGUGUUUUGGGACAUACGAUUGGCCCAACGAACCAGGAAACUAAAUCACUAAAACUAGGAUCACUUUGUCUGCAGUGAUGUAUAGAGCAGGGCGUCAUCUCUGCACAGUUUGCUUAAAUUACAUACCAUCAGUAUCCAAGGAGAUGAAACAUUUACAAACCAAAAAGCAAAUACUACGUAUUAAGAUUAAAAUAGAAUCCUAGUUGUCUCUUAUUUUAAACUUUGAUUUUAGUACCCCAGCUUGUGUUAUGUCUAUAAUGUUUCAUUUGUUAAGACAGCCCACCAUCCGUCUCUUCUGAGCCUGCCGCUGUUUGCCACACAACUGUGAACUGUGUAGCUGGCUACAGUGUAAAGAUUUGAUCAGCCACAGGUAACAGCAGCUUUAACCCACGACCCCAGGUGCAGGAGUAGCGCGUUCUGAGUAAGAAGCUAGGUAGCUAGCUUGCUAAUAGAGCUUUUGAGAGUUGAAGCAUGGCAGCUCGUACCUCUGUCAGAAUGGGGCCACUGAGGUCCCAUGGCAGGCCAAUAACGGUAUUGCAAUGUAAACUUUCACUGUGUAAAUCAUAACUUCUUUGUGCCAUAGUAGUUGACUGGAGGUGAUAUCCAUUGAAAACUCUGUUGUUGAUGACUCUGUUGCUACGUUCGGUGCUGUCAAGAUGGCAAAUGGGGCACCUUGCAGUGGGACAGAUACUGUACCACAAGGAUUGUUUUGGAAACUAAAAAUAUCAGCUUCAUAUUCCAUAGACCAGCUCUGGAGUCUGUGCAGCUCAAGUCCAUAUCCAUGGACCAGUUUACAUGACAUUGAAUUAUAGAAUGCACUAAAAGGCCUCCUUAGAAGGGCACAUGUGUUUUAAAACCGUUCACAGCACUAUUUGGCUGUUGCUCAAUGGCAUAGUACAAACAGAGCCAAAAGUACCUUUCAAUAAUCAGUUCAAAUAUGAUUCUUUGUGUUAAUUGAUACUGCAUACAAAGAUGGUUUUAGGGAGUCUAUCAUUGUUAUUAUGUGAGCUUCAUACAUGCGUAUACAAAUGAUCAACAUUAGUUGCUGUGCAGCCACAGGCUGUGUGCCAUGGCGUCACAGUAGCAGUUUUAGGCAUGCCAUCCAAUGUGGGAAAUUUACCAUAAACCUCUGUAUUGCAGUUUUUAAAGUGGCUUCAAUGUGUUUACAGAUGGUUCUAAAUAAGCAUAGAUGUCAAAGCCCCGUCAGUAUUUAUAAGGUACAAACGGGGUGUAUGCUGUGUCAGUACCAUACCCUAUGGUCAACCAGUGUAAGGUCUUGCUUGUUUCUAAACAGUGACUUGUGUCUGACAGGGUAGAGUCACUCUUUUCAACAGGUGAAGUCGUGAUUGACUGUUUUGUUGGACAUUAGUGUGUGUGUUGUAUUUGGCAAAGUUAUAAGUUGGCGUGAUGUGUGACUUUGUAAGCUUUGUAAAAAAGAUUUAAAGUUGAAUAUGUUUUUUGUUUGGUUUUGUAAAUGUGUUCAUUAAGUGAUUAUUUAGUGAGCAGAUUUGACAGCAACUGUCUUUUAAAUAAAGUAAUUCAAUAAUAAAACAA
Sardina pilchardus (European sardine) is the source of this 3400-nucleotide messenger RNA. It is a transcript of the gene tspan5b, whose product is annotated as tetraspanin 5b. The record is from RefSeq and is a predicted model, not a curated record. Gene Ontology annotation, cellular component: plasma membrane. The transcript has 9 exons. NCBI's taxonomy places the organism in Eukaryota, Metazoa, Chordata, Actinopteri, Clupeiformes, Clupeidae. The coding region runs from base 313 to 1131 and encodes 272 amino acids.